AGUCAUGUUGGAUUUUCCCGCGCUAGUGACAGAACACUGAUAGGGUUUCCUCAAAAAGAGGCCCAAACUUAUAGUGAGAGAAAGGGAGAGAUUUAGGGUUUCAUCUGCAAACAAAAAUCAGACCCUGCUGUUUCUGUGUUAUGGUUCGAUCUGGAAAGCUGUUGUUGAAUUAAAGCUAGGGCUUUGGUGCUGGAUCUGUAUAUCAGCCCGAUUUUGAAGAGAUUUUCUGAGAUCUGUUCCAAAAGGAAACGAUUCAAUCUGACUAUUGUCACUAUGAAGACACUACGUGUGGCCAUCUCGGCAACAAGCUCCGUGGCUCGCAAGUCCUGGACUACUUGCUAGGAGAUCCAGAACCUGUUCCACUGUAACCCCAGAGUACUGCAAUCUGGAACACGUAACCCAGUCAGUGUUAGGAUAGAAGUGGCAGCAAAUUAAUCAACUAUGGCACCAAUCAACAAUUCACAUCCUGAUGGAGGAGAUGGGGGAAAUGAUGCCACUGAAGUGCGAUUCUCAGAGUUUUGUAAGACCGGAUUAUGUUUAGAUGAGGACACUUGUAAAGAAGCUUUGCAGCUUUUCAAAGAAACAAAACAUCUUCUGUCAGCAAAUAUUUCAUCUAUUGGGAAUGGAACAUCGGAAGAAGCGGAGAGGUUUUGGUUUGCUUUUGUUUUGUAUUCUGUUAAGAGGUUGAGCGAGAAGAGUAGCGAUAAUUCGCAGCAGAGGUCUGAUGAUAAUGGGCUUACUUUAUGCCAAAUAUUGAGAUGUGCCAAGCUGAACAUUGUGGACUUCUUUAAAGAGUUACCUCAAUAUGUUGUCAAGGCUGGUCCAAUCUUGAGUAAUAUGUAUGGUGCAGAUUGGGAGAACAGACUUGAGGCAAAGGAAUUGCAAGCCAAUUUUGUACACUUGAGCAUUUUAAGCAGGCACUACAAACGUGCGUAUCGGGAACUUUUCUUGACAAGUGAUGCAAAUGUUGAUAAACAGUCGGCAGUUUCCAGUGAAACAGCAUAUUUGUCAGAAUAUCAUCGUUUUGGAUGGUUGCUGUUUUUGGCACUCCGUGUACAUGCAUUCAGCAGAUUUAAAGAUUUGGUGACUUGCACAAAUGGUUUGGUGUCUGUGCUGGCUGUUUUGAUGAUUCAUGUUCCAGUUCACUGCAGAAAUUUCAAUUUGAAUGACUCUCAAUGGUUUGUCAAGAAGGGUGACAAAGGUGUUGACUUGCUAGCAUCACUUUGCAACAAAUACGACACUUCUGAAGAUGAGUUGAGAAAAACAAUGGAGAAGACCAAUAAUUUAAUAGCAGAUCUCUUGAAAAAGAAGCCACGUUUGGCACCUGAGUGCAAAAAUGAAAACCUGGAUGAUAUCAAUCCAGAUGGUUUGAUUUAUUAUGAAGAUUUAAUGGAAGAGUCAUCAUUGCAGACCAGUUUAAGUAUUUUAGAGAAGGAUUACGAUGAUGCAAUACGUUGUAAGGGUGAACUAGAUGAGAGGGUAUUUAUCAAUGAUGAAGACAGCUUACUUGGUUCAGGAAGCCUAUCUGGAGGUGCCAUAAAUGUAACUGGCACCAAGAGAAAAUUUGAUCAGAUGUCCUCACCAACAAAGACAAUUACAAGUCCGCUUUCUUGCCAUCAAUCCCCUGCAUCUCAUGCAAAUGGCAUUUUUGGCAGCACAAAUCCUAAGAUGGCUGCCACGCCUGUAAGCACAGCAAUGACAACUGCAAAGUGGCUUCGUACUGUUAUUUCUCCACUUCCAUCAAAACCAUCGGCACAGUUAGAACGCUUUCUUGCAUCAUGUGAUAGGGAUGUAACUAAUGAUGUCAUACGUAGAGCACAGAUAAUGUUGGAGGCUAUAUUUCCAAGCAGUGCUCUGGGAGAGCGUUGUGUAACUGGAAGUCUGCAAAGUACAAAGCUUAUGGACAAUAUAUGGGCAGAACAACGAAGAUUGGAAGCUCUAAAGUUGUAUUAUAGGGUUCUGGAAGCAAUGUGCACAGCAGAGGCUCAGAUAUUGCAUGCAACUAAUUUGACCUCUUUAUUAACUAAUGAGAGGUUUCACAGAUGUAUGCUUGCAUGUUCUGCUGAACUAGUUCUGGCAACGCAUAAGACUGUCACGAUGCUGUUUCCUGCAGUUUUAGAGAGAACUGGAAUCACAGCUUUUGAUCUCAGCAAGGUGAUAGAGAGUUUCAUUAGACACGAGGAGUCCCUCCCCAGGGAGUUGAGGCGGCAUUUGAAUUCAUUGGAAGAACGACUCUUGGAGAGCAUGGUGUGGGAAAAGGGCUCCUCAAUGUAUAAUUCUUUGACAGUUGCAAGACCCUCUUUAUCUGCAGAGAUAAAUCGUCUUGGGCUAUUAGCAGAACCAAUGCCAUCUUUGGAUGCAAUUGCUAUGCAUAUUAACUUCUCUUCUGUCAGCUUGCCUCCAUUGCCUUCUUUACAGAAGCAUGAGUUGUGUCCAGGCCAGAAUGGAGAUAUCCGGUCUCCAAAAAGGCCAUGCCCAGACUAUCGUAGUGUGUUAGUUGAGCGGAACUCCUUUACUUCACCAGUGAAGGAUCGUCUACUUGCUUUCAGUAACCUUAAAUCAAAGCUACCACCACCUUUGCAGUCUGCCUUUGCCAGUCCAACACGUCCAAACCCCGGGGGAGGAGGGGAAACAUGCGCGGAAACUGGGAUUAAUGUGUUCUUUAGCAAGAUUAAUAAGUUAGCUGCUGUCAGAAUCAAUGGCAUGGUUGAAAGGUUACAACAGUCUCAGCAGCAUAUAAGGGAGAAUGUGUAUCACCUUUUUCAACAAAUACUUAGUCAGCGGACAUCUUUGUUCUUUAACCGUCAUAUUGAUCAGAUCAUCCUUUGUUGUUUCUAUGGAGUUGCAAAGAUUUCUAAAGUGAAUCUAACCUUCAGGGAGAUCAUUUUCAAUUAUAGGAAGCAGCCACAAUGUAAACCACAAGUUUUCCGCAGUGUGUUUAUUGAUUGGUCAUCAGCACGCCACAAUGGGAGGACAGGCCAAGAUCAUGUUGAUAUUAUUACAUUUUACAAUGAAAUAUUCAUUCCUGCUGCGAAGCCUUUGCUGGUGGAGGUUGGUUCUGCUGGAGCAAUCACAAAAGCUAGUCCAACACCUGAAGUCAAUAAUAAUAAAGAUGGUCAAUGCCCUGCAUCACCUAAAGUAUCGCCUUUUCCAAGUCUCCCUGAUAUGUCUCCAAAGAAAGUUUCUGCAACACAUAAUGUGUAUGUCUCUCCAUUACGGACGUCCAAGAUGGAUGCUUUAAUAUCACAUAGCUCAAAAAGCUAUUAUGCUUGUGUGGGAGAGAGCACUCAUGCAUACCAGAGCCCUUCAAAAGACCUGACUGCAAUCAACAAUCGUUUAAAUGGUAAUAGGAAGGUCAGAGGCACACUGAACUUUGACGACGUUGACGUUGGUCUGGUUAAUGAUUCUACGGUGUCCAAGAGCCUCUACCUUCAAAAUGGGAAUUGUGCAUCCUCAUCGGGCACACCUCUGAAAUCUGAGCAACCUGACUCCUAAUUCAAUGGUUGUUUUUCUUACCCUUACUGUAAAUUCUACUUUAUGACUAAUUUUCCCUUUUAUUUUCAGUAUACCCAGAAAUGUAUGACACGGGGUAUUGAAUGAGCGGUGAGUUGUAGAAUAGCCGCCACAACCCCUACCGAUGUGUUUUUGUAAUCUAGUCUAGAUACUGAAGCUGGAAAUUGAAAUUGGCCUAACCAUUUGAAUAAAAUCUAUUUAUUCUCUACUGCUUGUUGAAAAAA
Messenger RNA from Jatropha curcas, 3737 nucleotides. Its product is annotated as retinoblastoma-related protein. Gene Ontology annotation, molecular function: RNA polymerase II transcription regulatory region sequence-specific DNA binding. Gene Ontology annotation, cellular component: transcription regulator complex; chromatin; nucleus. Gene Ontology annotation, biological process: cell differentiation; negative regulation of G1/S transition of mitotic cell cycle; regulation of transcription by RNA polymerase II. The record is from RefSeq and is a predicted model, not a curated record. NCBI's taxonomy places the organism in Eukaryota, Viridiplantae, Streptophyta, Magnoliopsida, Malpighiales, Euphorbiaceae.